Nelumbo nucifera (sacred lotus) is the source of this 1062-nucleotide messenger RNA. Its product is annotated as F-box/kelch-repeat protein At1g15670-like. Gene Ontology annotation, molecular function: protein binding. Gene Ontology annotation, biological process: negative regulation of cytokinin-activated signaling pathway; regulation of phenylpropanoid metabolic process. NCBI's taxonomy places the organism in Eukaryota, Viridiplantae, Streptophyta, Magnoliopsida, Proteales, Nelumbonaceae. The record is from RefSeq and is a predicted model, not a curated record.
AUGGAUCUAAUUCCAUGUCUUCCUGAUGAGAUUGCCCGUGAAUGCUUAAUACGCGUUCCUUACAACCAGUUCUCCACUCUCUCGGCUGUCUCCAAAGGUUGGAAAGAAGAGGUGGAGUCGGUGCAGUUUCACCAGCAGAGGAAGGCCGGAGGGUUGAGCCGAGCCAUCGUUGCCCUUACGCAAGCUGAACAGAACCGAGCGUCCCCUGCGCUAAAGUACCCUGCGACGCCUGCCUACCGGCUUACGCUUUUUGAACCUGCCACUGGAUCGUGGAGUAGCCUGCCGCCGGCCCCUGGGUUUCCCGACGGUUUGCCGUUGUUCUGCCAGUGCGCUGGGGUUGGACGGAAUCUGGUGGUGAUCGGCGGGUGGAACCCGACGACGUGGGAAGUAUCUAAAGCGGUGUUCGUUUUCGAUUUCAUGUCCGGCAAAUGGCGCCGUGGGGCUGACAUGCCGGGGGGGUCUCGAUCGUUCUUCGCCUGCGCGUCGGAUUCUGAUCGGAAGGUUUUCGUAGCUGGCGGGCAUGAUGACGAGAAGAACGCACUGAACUCUGCAAUGUCUUACGAUCUGGCAAAGGACGAGUGGGCCCCGCUUCCCGACAUGGAGAGACAGCGAGACGAGUGCAAAGGGAUUUUCCACGCUGGCAAAUUCCACGUCAUCGGCGGGUAUUCCACGGAUAUGCAGGGACGGUUUGAGCGGAGUGCGGAGGUUUUCGAUGUUGCCACGUGGCAAUGGAGCAAGGUUGAGGAGGACGUCCUGGACACAGGCUCGUGUCCGAGGACUUGCGUGGCUGGGACGGAGGGGAAGUUUUACAGGUGUAAGGCUGGUCACGUGGCAGUUCUAGAAGGCGUCAUGUGGAGGUCAGUGGCCGAGUUACCGGCUGACAUUCGCUUGUCACCGAAUUUGCUGACAUGGCAGGGAAAUCUACUGGUGCUAGGGAUGGCCAAGUACGGUGGGCCCUAUGCAACGUACGUAUUGGAAUCGCCGAAUUAUACAUGGAGAAAGGUGGAGACGCCGGAGGAAUAUUCCGGCCACGUUCAGGCCGGCUGUUGCUUGGAGAUGUAA